CGGGCUAUAUCAGUAAGCCGGAUCUCAGUGUCGCUAAAUAAGUCUAGUCCACUUGGAGUCACAACAAUCUGUCAUUCACUGGGAUUUUCAAAGGAGGCAGGAUCAACAAGCGCACUUGAAUAUGUUUGUCGUCGCGUACGAGCUCAGUCGCAAUGCGCUUAUUUAUAUGCCACUCUUUCUGUUGCUUGCAUGGCGGAUUUGGGCUUUCACAAUCCGCCCGCGACUCUACCCUCACCGGCUGCAGUAUUUGCCAUACUGGAUUCCAUACCUAGGUCAUGUCAUCCCUUUCUUCCGCAAUUCCAAUCGCCUGUAUUUCCAGGCCAAGAAGUUCAGUCCCCAGCACUGCACCUUGCGUAUUGCUGGACAGGAUAUCGUUCUGGCAACAACAGCAGCUCAGAUCUCGACAAUCGACAAGGAACGCCGUAUUUUUAGUUUCGAGGACUUUAUGAAUCUCGUGUAUGACGACAUGGCCAAGGUCUCUCCGAAGAAUAAGCCACUACUUUGGAGAACCCCUGCCCAAGGCUAUGUCUCCAUUUUCCCUAAUCCUAAGCAGCUGACUUGUGCGCAUACCGGCGUCGAGCUUCUGCACAAGCAGUUCCACCGGCCGGACAUGCUGCGACAAUUUUUGGACAGUUCAUUGGCUGGGUUCAGCCAGGCUCUACAAUGGAACACCCUCUACACGACCAGUGUGCUUGGGUCGAGUCCAGAGCACAAGGUCGUUUCACUCCGUUCUCUCUGCAGGGACGCGAUUGUGGAUGCUCAGGUGGACUCCUUCUUUGGAACCCGGCUGUUGGAGCUUGAGCCAAAUCUGCGCGUCAUUCUCAGUGACUGGGAUACCCAGAGUUGGAGGGUGAUAUAUCAGCUUCCAUCUGCUCUAGCAAAGCCUGCCACACAACCCCGCGACCGAUUGGUCGAUGUCCUCGCGCAGUACUACUCCCUCCCCGCAAUAAAUCGACCUGGAUCUGUCGCAUUUGUGAACGAGUUGUACGACGACUACAAGCAAGCUGGGCUCUCGACUCGGGAUAUAGCUGGAAUUGUAUUUACCAUCCUGUCGGGACUUAGCAUUAAUCCUACCAUGCUUGCCUUCUGGAUGCUCGCUCAUCUGCUCAACAACCCUACCGUCAUCGAUCAGAUCCGGGAGGAGAUCGCACCGGCCAUGCGCGCUGGGGUUUCCAAUCCCGAGCUUAACGGCGCCUCAUUGUACGAACUCACCAAGCAUUGGCUCUCAAGCCAAUGCUCGCUUCUAAACUCCGUGUUCUACGAGACGCUGCGUUAUACGAGCACGGGCAGUAGCAUCCGCAAGACCACCCAGGCUACAACGCUCGAUGGCUACGGUAUCCCCAAAGGCACCAUCAUCGCGAUUCCCCAACGACUACACAUGAUGAGUGAAGAGGCCUUCGGCCUAAAUCCUUCUACCUUUGACUACUAUCGGUUCCAGCGGGACAAGUCGUUGACCCACAAGACGGAGUUCCGCGGGUUCGGAGGCGGCACGACCCUCUGCAGCGGCCGGACUGCGGGCCGGCACAUGGUGCUCGCGUUCGUGGCGUUCGUGCUAUGGAGGUAUGAUAUUGAAGCCUUGGGACCAAGUCAAAAGGUGCUCGGGAUUCGAGGAAAGCCGUUCCCUCAAUUGGAUGAAGCGACACCAAGCCUUGGACCCGGCCGGCCACUCGACGGCGGUGAUUUGAUCCUGAAGCUUACACAGCGAAAGGUAUAGAAGCUAGAACUCUCGUCAUUUUGCGAAACGACA
Aspergillus homomorphus CBS 101889 is the source of this 1747-nucleotide messenger RNA. RefSeq names its product cytochrome P450. The coding region runs from base 167 to 1714 and encodes 515 amino acids. The transcript is spliced from 4 exons. The record is from RefSeq and is a predicted model, not a curated record. Gene Ontology annotation, molecular function: oxidoreductase activity, acting on paired donors, with incorporation or reduction of molecular oxygen; steroid hydroxylase activity; heme binding. NCBI's taxonomy places the organism in Eukaryota, Fungi, Ascomycota, Eurotiomycetes, Eurotiales, Aspergillaceae.